AUGCAGGCGAGAGCACAAUACAUUUCAACCGCCUCUCGGCGGCUCGUAGCGGCUUCUAGGGGUGCGUUGCGACAGCGUCAAAUUCCUCGAGCUAUCAGCUUCGCCGCUCCGCGCACGGCGGCUCUAUCCGGCUCGCCGCACUCGCUUCCUACCGUACAGGCCCGAGCAUAUUCCAAUGGCAGACCACACCCCCCGGGUGGCACCCAUCGCAUGAAUCUCGGAGGUGAACCAGAGAAACCGGCAUUAGAACAAUAUGGCAUCGACUUGACAGCGAAAGCGAAGGAGGGCAAGCUGGAUCCUGUCAUUGGCAGGUCGGCCGAGAUCCAGCGCACGAUACAGAUCCUCUCGCGCAGGACGAAGAACAACCCUGUUCUCAUCGGAAGCGCUGGUGUUGGUAAGACGGCUGUGCUAGAAGGGCUGGCGCUGGAGAUUGUACGCGGCGCCGUUCCGGAAAGCAUCAAAAAUAAGAGGGUCAUCAGCUUAGAUCUCGGGUCUCUCAUCGCCGGCGCGAAGUUUAGGGGCGAUUUCGAGGAGCGUCUGAAGAAAGUGCUGAGCGAAGUCCAACAAGCGAAUGGCGAAGUCAUCCUCUUCAUCGACGAGCUCCAUACACUUCUUGGCCUAGGGAAGGCUGAGGGAUCCAUCGACGCAUCAAACCUCCUCAAGCCCGCGCUAGCUCGAGGAGAGCUGCAAUGCUGCGGCGCCACCACGCUCGCCGAGUACCGGCAGAUUGAGAAGGACGUCGCUUUGGCCAGACGAUUCCAGCCAAUCCUAGUCAGCGAACCGACUGUACAAGACACCAUCAGUAUUCUUCGCGGCAUCAAGGACAAAUAUGAGGUCCAUCACGGCGUCCGCAUCACCGAUGGGGCGCUGGUUGCCGCCGCGACAUAUUCCAACCGCUACAUUACCGACCGUUUCCUCCCCGAUAAGGCGAUCGAUCUGAUGGACGAGGCGGCAAGCUCGCUAAGACUGCAACAAGAAAGCAAACCGGAAGAUAUUCUCCGCCUCGAUCAGAAGAUCAUGACCAUUCAGAUAGAGCUGGAGAGUCUGCGGAAAGAGAAGGAUGUCGCGAGUAAGGAACGGCGCGAGAAGCUUGAGGCCGAUCUGAAGAAGUGCCAAGAAGAAGUGAAGGUUCUGACGGAAAAAUGGGAAAAGGAGAAGGCGGAGAUCGAUGCGAUCAAGCAGGCUCAAGCAGAGCUUGACCGGGCCCGGAUCGAAUUAGAUCGGGCCCAGAGAGAGGGCAACUUUGCCAAGGCAUCCGAGCUAAGGUUCGGCAUCAUCCCGAACCUGGAGCAGAAGCUCCCAAAGGAUGGUGAGCGGGCAGUGACCGAAGGCACCUUGAUCCAUGACUCGGUAACAGCCGACGAUAUCGCCAACGUGGUCUCGAGAGUCACCGGAAUCCCGGUGUCAAAACUGACGAGCGGGCACACGGAGCGGCUCAUACAUAUGGAGGACAUUUUACGGCAAUCCGUUCGUGGCCAGGACGAAGCACUCAAGGCAGUUGCCGACGCCGUGAGGAUGCAGAGAGCCGGUCUCAGCGGCGAGAACCGGCCACUGGCAUCCUUCUUCUUCCUCGGACCCACUGGUGUCGGAAAGACGGAGCUCUGCAAGAAGCUCGCUGGCUUUCUCUUUUCCACCGAGUCCGCCGUUGUUCGCUUUGAUAUGAGCGAGUUCCAGGAGAAGCACACCAUUUCCCGCCUUAUCGGUGCUCCUUCUGGCUAUGUCGGCUACGAAGAUGCGGGUCAGUUGACCGAGGCGGUCCGGCGCAAACCCUACGCGGUCCUUCUAUUUGACGAAUUCGAAAAGGCGCAUCGCGACAUCUCAGCGCUGUUGCUCCAGGUCCUGGACGAGGGCUAUCUGACCGAUGCGCAAGGACACAAGGUCGACUUCAAAAACACCAUCAUCGUUCUGACAUCGAACCUGGGCGCCGAUAUCCUUGUCGGGGCCGAUCCGAUCCACCCAUACAAGGAGACACCGGACGGAGACAUCCAUCCCGACAUCAAGAAGGCGGUCAUGGACGUCGUCUCGUCGCAGUAUCCGCCGGAAUUCCUCAACAGGAUUGACUCGUUCAUCAUCUUCAAGCGCCUCUCUCUCCAGGCGCUUCGGGGCAUUGUCGACAUCCGUCUCGGGGAACUCCAAGAGCGUCUGAACGACCGCCGCAUUACCCUUACGGUGCCCGACGAGGUCCGGGAGUGGCUGGCUGAGAGAGGAUACGAUCCCAAGUUUGGUGCCCGUCCGCUGAACCGCCUGAUCACAACCGAGAUUGGCAAUGCCCUUGCGGACAAGAUUAUCCGCGGCGAGGUCAAGUCGGGAGAUGUCGCUGUUGUCGGGAUCAAGGAAGACCGGACUGGUUUGAUGAUACAGAGCCAACCAAGCGGUGGGCAAUAG
This is a messenger RNA of Canariomyces notabilis, 2385 nucleotides long. Its product is annotated as P-loop containing nucleoside triphosphate hydrolase protein. Lineage: Eukaryota; Fungi; Ascomycota; Sordariomycetes; Sordariales; Chaetomiaceae. The record is from RefSeq and is a predicted model, not a curated record. Gene Ontology annotation, biological process: protein refolding; protein unfolding; cellular response to heat. Gene Ontology annotation, cellular component: cytoplasm; mitochondrial matrix. Gene Ontology annotation, molecular function: ATP hydrolysis activity; ATP binding. Bases 1 to 2385 code for a protein of 794 amino acids. The transcript has a single exon.